Saccoglossus kowalevskii is the source of this 882-nucleotide messenger RNA. Its product is annotated as pituitary homeobox x-like. The record is from RefSeq and is a predicted model, not a curated record. Lineage: Eukaryota; Metazoa; Hemichordata; Enteropneusta; Harrimaniidae.
AUGAACUAUCUCACAGACCCUGUGACGUCAGGCGACUCAACAGCAGAGUUCAUCCACAAGAACGUCUAUCCCAAGCAAGAAGUACAUAUGUCUGGGACGAAUAGUAACAUUGACAGACUGUCCAAUAUGGGUAGCUUACAGACAGGAGGAAGAAGCCAUACUAAAAAGAUUGACCAACAACGGGAUACAGAAAACACUACCACAGAUGGGCGCACAUCUAGUGCUGUGGUCGGCGGCAGUUGUGAAGGAGAUCUCAGACUACAAAGAAGACGAACUCACUUCAGCACGGAACAAAUGCAGGUACUGGAAUCGUACUUCGCGCGGUAUCGCUACCCCGACAUGGCAACGAGGGAAGAAAUAGCCAUAUAUCUAGGUCUAAUGGAGAAACAAAUUCGGGUCUGGUUCAAAAAUCGUCGUGCCAAGUGGAGGAAACGAGAUUGUAAAGUGGGUGAUUUCAAAGCCGGGUUUGGAGCGCCGUAUGGUCUUCUCCAAACAAGUAUUGACACCGAUAAUUUUUACAGCAGUUACCCGCAGUACAACGCUUUAAUGGCAGGAAAGAGUACCCGGUCCCUCACUCCACAAAGUUACGGAUUUUCGUUUGGCGCAACCAACUCACUUUCUUCCACCAAUCAGAAUUUUGGAUUCAGUCAUGCAUCCUCGUACGACGCUGCGGCUGCCGCCAGAAACAACUUGGCUGGGAAUUUCUACGGACAAAAUGGAUGCUUCACGCAUGCGCAAUCAUAUCACUUGCAGGGCCAGUUUCAAGUUCCUGGUAGUUAUUCGGAUUUGAAGGCUCCACAACCGUCAGCACAGUUUAUAAAUUCGUCACUUCCUUGCACAAGUACAGAAACAAAACUUUCAUCCUGUGCAUACGCGGUAUAA